AUGACACGCAACUGGCAAGAUAUCGCAAAGGCCAAGCAGGCAGCACUGUUUAAAUCUAUUCCAAAGGAAUGGCUUAUACCAGCGGAUCUCAUGCCUUCGGAAUCUCAAUUGGACGUGACAGGCUUCCCAAAAGAGAGUGGCUUCUUCACCGGCAAUGAGUUGAAGUACACUUCUGCUACUAUACCAGAACUUCUGCAAAAGAUUCACAGCGGUCAAUGGAAAGCAGCAGAUGUUGCUCAAGCAUUCUCGAAACGAGCUGCUGUAUGUCAUCAGUUGACCAACUGCUUGAGCGAAACUCUUUUUCCUGAAGCAUUGAAGAGAGCAAACUUUCUCGAUGAGCAUCUGGCAAAGACUGGAAAGCCUGUUGGCCCACUUCAUGGCCUUCCUAUAUCGCUCAAGGACAACUUCAACAUCAUCGGCAAGGACUCGACCAUUGGAUUUGUGGCUUGGGUGGAUCAGCCUGCGACAUACAACACGGUUUUGGUGGAUCUGCUGACCAAAGCUGGGGCGGUGCUCUAUGUCAAGACGAACGUUCCUACUGCAAUGAUGAUCGCGGAGUCUGUAAACAACACUUUUGGUCGCACUGUCAACCCUCUGAACAGAAGGCUGACCUCUGGUGGGUCUUCAGGAGGUGAGAGUGCUUUGAUCAGUUUCGGUGGCAGUGUGCUCGGUGUUGGCACGGAUAUCGGUGGCUCUUUACGUAUACCUGCAGCUUGCACUGGCAUCUUCACCUUGAGACCUUCCUUCGGUCGCUUCCCAACGGCCCUCGCGAAAAGUGGACUAGCAGGGCAAGAAGCUGUCAAUUCCGUCAAUGGACCCAUGGCUCGUAGUCUCGACGACAUCGAGUUCUUCGCAAAGAAUGUUGUGGGUGCGGAACCUUGGAUGCUUGACCCCAAAUGCCUGCCAAUACCCUGGCGUCCUGUUGAUGUGGGCAAGAAGUUGCGAUUGGGCGUCAUCUGGAACGAUGGCAUGGUCGUCCCUACUCCGCCAGUGCGUCGGGCGCUGAAACAUGCGGUUGAGAAACUGCAGCAAGCCGGCCAUGAGAUUGUUGAUUGGGAACCGGAAUUGCAUCAAGAAGCGGUGGAUCUACUCGGGGAGUUCUUCCUUGCAGACGGAGCCAAGUCGGUCAGAGAUAUCCUGGCUCCAGUAGACGAGCCGUUCAGAGAAGAGAUGCAAGCCUACUCUGAGGCACAAGAGAUAGGAGUGCAUGCUAUGUGGCAGCUUCAAGCACAAAGAUCGAAACUGUGCAAAGACUACCUUGACCGAUGGACCAAAGCAGGUCUCGACGGAAUCUUGUGCCCAACGACACCUUUCGCAUCUGUAGAACACGGCAAGUUCAAACACGUUGGCUACACGGGCGUGUUCAACAUCCUAGACUACUCGGCCGUGUCUUUCCCGAGUGGAGUUGCGGCGGACAGGCAACUGGACAAGGCGGAGUCGGGCACGAAGCCGCUGUCGCAGGACGAUGCACAGAUCCAGGCAGAAUAUAAUGCAGAAGCAGUUCAUGGAAUGCCGGUGAGUCUGCAGCUCGUCGCCAAUAGGCUGGAGGAAGAAAAGGUCGUAGCCAUGACGAGGGUGGUGCUGGAAGGGCUUGGAGCGGCGGUAUGA
This is a messenger RNA of Aureobasidium namibiae CBS 147.97, 1608 nucleotides long. Its product is annotated as fatty-acid amide hydrolase. Bases 1 to 1608 code for a protein of 535 amino acids. The transcript is spliced from 8 exons. NCBI's taxonomy places the organism in Eukaryota, Fungi, Ascomycota, Dothideomycetes, Dothideales, Saccotheciaceae. The record is from RefSeq and is a predicted model, not a curated record.